Molecule: messenger RNA, 492 nt
Organism: Durusdinium trenchii
Lineage: Eukaryota; Dinophyceae; Suessiales; Symbiodiniaceae
Source: the annotation of a GenBank genome assembly
AUGUACGGCUUAUCAUUGGGGGAAACCGAUGAUGAGGAGGACUUCUCCGCUGACAGUGGAUGGAUUCCAUGGUUUUGUGCACUAAAAGGGCACGAGCUUUUUGCAGAGGUGGAAGAGGAAUACGUUCGGGACAACUUCAACCUGUACGGCUUAAGGCAGCGAUUCCAGUUCUACGAGCACGCGCUUGAGAUGAUUUUGUCCUCCGAGGCACCGGAGGAUGAUGAUCUCGCGGACUCCGAGUUCCUGGAGAUCUACAGGGAUGCCAGUGACCUCUAUGGUUUGAUCCAUGCCCGGUACAUCGUUUCUCCACGGGGUCUUCAGGCCAUGCGUGAGAAGUACCUCAAAGGGGUCUUCGGAACCUGCCCAAGAGUGCUUUGUGACCGACAACACACACUGCCCAUGGGUCUCUCCGAGGAACUCCGUGCAGCACAGGUCAAGAUCUUUUGUCCCAAAUGUGAACAGGUGGGACCCGGUGGGACUUGCUCGGUUUGA